AUGACACAGACUCUUUGCAAUGACAACGAGCCUUGCCAACCACCACCGACGCUCGCAGCAUCCUAUCAACAACACGAAAACCUUGCCUCCGAUGCCACUCUUCAAAGUCAAUUGUCAGCAUUAGACGAGCGUGCCAUUCGUUGGACUCGGUGUGCCAAGUUUGAAUGGGCUCUUCGCGACACAGCCACAAUGCAACAGCUGUUGCCAUCGUCAGCACGAGGCUAUUUACGUGCAGCCUGGAUCUAUAGUCAACAAGGAAAACAACGUGAUGCUAUAGCGAUAUGUCAAAAGGGACUACGAUUCGGCGUGGUCGAUGAUCCUGAUUAUCACAAGCUCGAACAAGCUAUGAUGGAUGCCAUGCAACAAGACAACAAACGUAUCGAUUUUAUCAGCCAACUGCCAGUGGAUAUUGUGGUGACAAUGCUUGUUCCCAUGUUUAUGAAUGGUGUCAUUUCUCAUGCAGCAACGCCAUGUCCGUAUCUGUACGUGUCGCGUAGGUGGCGUGACCUUGUGAUCAAAGGCUGUGGAGGAUUAAGCUUUGGGAUUGGAUAUGGUCAAGGAUGCGAAGGGAAAGCAUUUGAGCAAGUUGUUCAGUUUGCUCAACAUACAACCGCACUCUACGUCAACACAUGUACCCAAGGAACGUGUUUGGGCGAAUUAUUACGUUAUGGCGACUUGCGUUCUUUGGAGAGGCUCAUCAUCAAAUCAUUCAAGGUGGGACUCGUCAAGCAUUUCGCUUCUUCAUUGCAAGCUGUCAGCACUACAUUGACCCAUUUUUCGGUGCACAUUGAUCGUGCCUAUCGAUUCUCCUUGGCGGAUGUUGUCUCCAACUGUACCACCUUGGUCUCCUUGAAGAUGGUCAAUCCUUAUGAUACCAACUGCGAUUCGUUACCGAUAGUAGCAGCAACCUACCCUACAUUAAAGACAUUACGUUUGAUGCAAGCCAUAAAGGAUAUUACACAUGGCAACGUACUGGGGAUUUUGAAACGGUUUCCAUCACUCCAACAACUUGAGCUUGACCCAUGCCCUCAUAUGCAGUCCAUCUUCGACAUUCCAAAACAUUAUCCUUGGAUGCAAAGCCUUGAUCUCUUUUAUGAUGACGAGAGGAUGGAAAUAAAGGCUGAGGGGUUUGACACAGAGCGUGCGGAUAAGGGCAUCUCCAAACUUUGUAUUGGGAGCUUCGAAUGGGAGAAUGAUAUUUGCAAUGACAUGGCACGCGUAUUAAAGCAGCAUCACCAUACACUUGUUGACGUGGAGUUGAAAUUGAAAGGCGACAUCCAUGAUGGCGAUGCACUUUACACCAUAAGCUACCCUUGUCUGAAACGUCUUUCUCUAAGCUUUAUUUCCGACAUGAAUCCUUGUUUUGGUUGGUGGAUACCAAGUAAAGCACCUGCACUUGAAGAAUUGUGCAUGAUGACUUCCGUGGUCAGAACGCAUCCCGCUAUACUAGGCACCAAACCACCGAAUCUCAAAAGACUAGUUAUGCGGCUUGGAAAAUUAAGCAGUAGUGAAGAAGCAGCCAUCGCAAGCUAUAUCAACUAUUAUGCUCGGCAAAAGGAGCGAUCGCGCUUGAGGGAUUUAGAGAUCCAUCUCUAUUGUGAAGAUUUUUCACUCAUCCAUGAAGCUAUCUGCCGUCUGAAUCAUCUACAACGCCUGAUGAUCGGAUUUCCUUUGGAAUGGGAUACAUCAAACAUGGAUCGAUUCGUAAAGAAACUUGUAAAUGGGUGUCCUCAUAUCGUAUUCCUUGACAUCAAUUACAAAAAAGCCCUAUCUAUCGAUUCACUCAACCUCCUAAAACAAUUGGACUCUCUUGAAGAGUUGGUGCUUUCCAUCGAGGGUAUGCAAGGCUGCACUGAUUUCUGGGAGGCGCUUCAAUCAUUUUCACCAUUGUCAUUAAAGUGUAUUCAAAUGUUCCCUAAAUCUGCACUGGAUCCGGUGGACCUUGAUCGUUUCAAAGCUACAAGACCUGAUCUCAAGAUUGUGGUGAAAAACUACGGCACGUUAGGUUGGGGUUGA
Lichtheimia ornata is the source of this 2016-nucleotide messenger RNA. RefSeq lists its product as uncharacterized. NCBI's taxonomy places the organism in Eukaryota, Fungi, Mucoromycota, Mucoromycetes, Mucorales, Lichtheimiaceae. The coding region runs from base 1 to 2016 and encodes 671 amino acids. Gene Ontology annotation, molecular function: protein binding. The record is from RefSeq and is a predicted model, not a curated record. The transcript is spliced from 2 exons.